AUCUGUUGAAUGGCUUUGGAGGCGUACCCAUUCCCUGCUCGAGUUCCCUGCCCGCCAGCCCCAGAUUGGGAGGAGCUUCCAUCAAGUCGGAGGAGGCGGCGGAGACGGGCAAGCAUGGCCUGCGAACCGGGAGCGUGCCACCACUACUGCAGUUGGCAAUACCUGUAAAUCAAGGCAAAGAAUUCGGGUUGCUUACAUCUAAUAAGAGUAAUGAGAUACUAAAAAUGUGACUUGAUUACUUGGUAAAUUCACCCCAGUAACACGAAUAUAACCGCUUAUUUAUUGAAAGGAUGCUCAAUCUGACAGAUCACCUGAGGCGAUUACGCGUUGAUCGCUAUGAAUAUGUUGCCAUGAAGGUGAUAGUGCUGCUGCAGUCGGAUACGACGGAGUUGCAGGAGGCGGUGAAGGUGCGAGAGUGCCAGGAAAAGGCGUUGCAGAGCUUGCAGGCGUACACCCUGGCCCACUACCCCGACACGCCGUCAAAGUUUGGGGAACUACUGCUGCGUAUUCCUGACCUGCAGCGAACAUGUCAGCUGGGCAAGGAGAUGCUGACGAUCAAGACUCGGGAUGGCGCGGAUUUCAAUUUGCUAAUGGAGCUCUUGCGCGGGGAGCAUUGACAAUUGAUUACAGAGAUAGAAAUCUGCUGCCGUUGGCAAAACAAGUUUUACAUAUUUAGUAUUAGAUACAUAUAUUUUGGAGAUAAGUUCUUUAGUUGUAAGCUCUGAAAACAUGUGCCUAAAAACCAAAGCCACGAUAGCAGCCACAUCAGGCCCACUGGUCGAGAUUGAAUCUAAGCGCAAGAUUGCCAAAUUUUUACACCAAUAUAUAUUUAGAUAUAAGCCAUGUGCAGGGCCCUAGAUUGCUGUUGUUGUUGGCUAGAGUUUCAGUAAGAAAAGUAUAUAUUGAUUUUGCUAUAUAUACAUAUUUGACUUAUGUAUAGUGUAAACUAAAGCACACAUGGAAAAUGAAAAGACUAAAAAAAUUUA
This is a messenger RNA of Drosophila rhopaloa, 986 nucleotides long. RefSeq names its product nuclear hormone receptor FTZ-F1 beta-like. Gene Ontology annotation, biological process: hormone-mediated signaling pathway; regulation of transcription by RNA polymerase II; tissue development. Bases 291 to 617 code for a protein of 108 amino acids. Gene Ontology annotation, cellular component: RNA polymerase II transcription regulator complex. Gene Ontology annotation, molecular function: nuclear receptor activity; RNA polymerase II cis-regulatory region sequence-specific DNA binding. The record is from RefSeq and is a predicted model, not a curated record. The transcript has 4 exons. Lineage: Eukaryota; Metazoa; Arthropoda; Insecta; Diptera; Drosophilidae.